AAUAUAUUUAAUCCUUUUCUCAAUGAAAAUAUGACACCAUAAGUAAAACUCUGAUACCAAAACCGACCCUGAAUUGUUCUUCGUCUGUCAGAUUUCCGAUUCCGUUACAAUCCAUCCAUGCAGUGAUUGGCAGUGAUUGUCAGAUUCAGAUUUCAAAAGUCAAAUUUUUUAUUUAAACCAAUGGUAAAAAGUACUCGUUCUAGUCAAAAGGCCAAGGAUGAAGAAAAUAAUAAUGGGAGGGUGACCCGAAGCAGCGAGAAAGCAAAAAUCAAAGCACAUCCCAAUGUAUCGGAUACAGCUGGUAUUAGAAAGUCUUCUAGAGAAAAACCAUCAAAGAUAAUUGCAACCUCUUCAAGUACUCAGAAGUCUGAGCAAGUAGAGAAGGGAACACUGCCAGCUCCUGAAACCAGAAGGAAGUCUGUAAGGGUUGAGAAAAUGAAAACGCCAAGUCCUUUGACGAGAUCUGGCAAAACUAGGAAUCAUUCUUUUUCUGGUCCUUCAGAUUCUAAAAGUGCAGGGUCUCUUGGUUCAAUUUCAAGACAGAAGCUACAAAAAGAGAAGAGUGUGAAACAUUUGACAUUUGAAGCCAAGGAAGUGAAUGAAAAUGAGGAACACAACCGGGAAAGUUCCCAGGUGAAAAGAAAGAAAAUGACCGCCCUGAUGUAUCGGUCUCUCUUUACACAACCAAAGAAAGAUUGCCUUGGGAAUUCUGAUAAUAAUAGCAAGUCAAAUCAGGAAGGUGACAACAGUAGUGGAGCCAAGAUUGACGAGUUAUCUAAAGGAAGUUGUUCAGAUAACAAAGAAGUAUCAAAGAACGGUACACUGCCAUCGGAAGAUGCCAGAGCAAAAGAGACCACAGUUGACUCUAGGAUUGGCGAUAAAAGCAAAGGUGACAAUAGUAGUGGAGCCAAGAUUGAUGAGUUGUCUAAAGGAAGUUGUUCAGACAAUGAAGAAGUCUCGAAGAAUGGUACACUUCCAUUCAAAGAUGGGAAAGCAAAAGAAACCAGAGUUGACUCUAGGACUGACGAGCCAAGGUGCCAAAGCAAAGGUGACAAUAGUAGUGGAGCCAAGAUUGAUGAGUUGUCUAAAGGAAGUUGUUCAGACAAUGAAGAAGUCUCAAAGAAUGGUACACUUCCAUUCGAAGAUGGGAAAGCAAAAGAAACCAGAGUUGACUCUAGGACCGACGAGCCAAGAUGCCAAAGCAAAGCUGACAACAGUAUUGGAGCCAAGAUUGAUGAGUUAUCUAAAGGAAGUUGUUCAGAUAAUAAAGAAGUCUCAAAGAAUGGUACACUGACAUCUGAAGAUGCCAAAGCAAAAGAGACCAGAGUUAACUCUAGGUUGAGUGGGCCUAUGACAGAUUUAGCAGAAAAUUGUGCGACUCCCGGUUCAUUUAUACCAUCUAAUACCCCAACUUAUGAGACUAGUGUGGUACCCAGAAGAGUACAGCCUGAUUGCUGCGGAGAGGAGACAUUACCAACAUUAGUGUCAGGAGAUUCUGUAUUCGAUGAUGAUGACUUGGUCAAUAACAAUGCUGGUCUUGGUGGGGGUGAAAAAUUAGCACCUUCUAAGAGAAAGGCAAUCACAAUGGACAUUGAUUCAAAUGUUCCUUCCUCAUUAUCUAAAGGAGACAGCAGCAACUUGAUCCCUGAUGCUCUCCCUUCAAAACUAGGUGGCAACGAGUCAUGUUCCAAACGAAUAAGGUUGGAUUUUAAUCCUACAGUCGAGGAGUCGCGUGACCCAUGUGCAACUGAGGACAUAGAUGUCAUUGAGGCAACCAUGCAGCAGAAGGAUAAGAGCGACCACGCAAGUGGAACUGGACACCUUAAGGGUACCACUGUGGAAGACAAAAAUAUUCAUGCUCUUCUUGAUAGUCAAAGUGUUGUUCAUCCGAAGGAGAAAGUGUCAAGUCAUAUUGCAAAUAGAUGCAAGUCGGACUCCUAUAAGUUGGUUGAGUAUUGGGUUCCUGUACAGAUAUCUAAUGUGCAGCUUGAGCAGUAUUGUAAUACUUUACUUUCAAAUGCUUCAUUUCUUUGCUCGUCGCCAAAGAUUGAUAGUGUUGGGGCCAUCCGUGAUGUCCUUAUUUCAAUCCGUAAGUGUUGUAAUCAUCCCUAUAUUAUUGAAGAAUCCCUGCAACCUUUACUACUAAAGGGCAUUGAAGAAGUUGAGUAUCCGAGUCAAAAAGAAAAAGCCGUUGCAUAUCUGAAUGUUGGAAUAAAAGCAAGUAGCAAGCUUCAACUACUUGAUUCAAUGCUCACAGAGUUGAGAAAAAAUAAAUUAAGGGCACUCAUACUUUUUCAGCCAAUUGGAGUUUCUGGAAAGACUUCAAUAGUAGAUAUUUUGGAUGACUUCCUGCGACAAAGAUUUGGCGAAGAUUCGUAUGAAAGAAUUGAUAAUUGUCUUACGGCUUCCAAGAAGCAAGCUGCAACGAAGAUAUUUAACGACAAGAAUAACAAGCGAUUUUUCUUUUUGAUGGAAACAAGUGCCUGCCAUCCUAGCAUAAAAUUGUCAUCAAUUGACGCCAUUAUUAUAUUUGACAGUGACUGGAACCCGAUGAAUGAUAUAAGAUCCCUUCAGAAGUUGACACUUGAUUCACAGUUUGAAUCGAUCAAAACAUUCCGUUUAUAUUCACCUUUCACUGUUGAAGAGAAAGCUUUGAUUCUCUCUAGGCAAGGUAAGACCCUGGACAUCAACUGUCCAUCUUCAAGCCGGGGUCUCAGUCAUACUCUCUUGAUGUGGGGCGCAGUUCAUCUUUUUGACGAGUUGAGAGUUUUCCAUGACGGUGCAACUUCCACGUCAAAUCUAAAACCACUGCUGGAAGAAACAGUUUCACAGUUCUCAUCCUGUCUAGCUGAUGUUGGUGAAGAUUCUGACACAAGCAACUGCUCAAUUUUAUUGAAAGUCCAGCAACAUGGAGGAGCCUACCUUGCAAAUUCUCCUUUGUUUGGUGAGCUGGAAUUUAGGUCGCCGGAUGAAGAGUCACCACAAAAGUUUUGGAAUAAUCUGUUGGUGGGGAGACAGUUUCAAUGGAAGUACUCAUGUGGUUCAACUCAGCGGAGCCGGAGGAGAGUUCAGCCUUUUAAUAAUUUGGCAGGUGGGACCGACCUUGUGAAUGAAGGCACAACAAAGAAGCGCUUGAAAGUAAGCAACAAUAAUGUUGAUCAGCCUUCAUCAAAAUCUGUAGGUGAAAAGUUACCCAAUGGAAUCAAGGCAGGAACCUUUGUAGAUCUAGUGGAUAAACCUCAGGGUAAUGAUGAUGUUGAAUCCGGGAAAAACGGCAGAGUCCAUGAUGAGCUGAGGAGCUUACAUCUUUCGCUGAAGCCACAGAUCACAGAGCUCUGUGAAGUUCUUCUUCUUCCAGAUAAUGUUAGGAAUGUGGUUGACAAUUUUCUUGAGUAUGUUACGAACAAGCAUCAUUUCAAUUGGGAAUCUGUUUCAAUACAGUCUUUUCAAAUAUCUCUGAUCAGGGCUGCUGCUUCUUUGCUAAAUCACAAAGUUGACCAGAAGACUAUUCUUGCUCUUUCAAAAGAACAAUUGAAUUUUGACUGUAAGCAAGCAGAGGUGGACUAUAGUUAUUCUUUUCUGCAGUGUUUGAAGAAAAUCUUUGUAUAUCGUACAGGCACUUAUAAUGAUAAUUCUUCUCCGAAAGUUUGUAAAUCAUUGAACGGAGUUUCAUGUACAGAAGUAGUACAAGAGGUUGAAUUGUUCAAAAAAGAUUUGUCCAAAAGCAUUAAAAAAAUUCAGAAAAAGUUUGUAAAAAUGCUGAACAAGGUACGCCUUAUGUACCAGGAAGAGAAACAUAGGUUGAGGGUGGUGAAUGAGGAUGAAAAGGCUGAAUUGGAGAGAAAAUACAAAAUACAGUUAGCUAUGACUCGAUCCUGCUAUCCUAAUGAGGUAGUAAGAACGGAAACACUCAAUAUUUUGAAUGUUGACCAUCAAAAAAGUAUUGAAGAACUGAAAUGUGAGCAUGAAACAAGACUCAAGGAACUUGAGGACGAACACUCAGAACAUAUUCGAAAGUAUCAAGUCUGGGAAGCAUCUUGGGUGGAAGAAGUGAAGUCUUGGGCAAAGAAUGAAUUACUGAACAUAGUUGCUUCAAAGGGACCUGGGACUGGGAUUGAUUACUUGCAGAUGUGUGAUAAUGUGGUUGAAUCCAUGAUAGAGGCUGGGGCUAUGGUUACUGAAACCAAUUCCCCUUCAGUUGGUAAAACUGUUAAACUACAAAAUUCUCUGGUCAAGCAUGACAGGGCUAAUGAAAUGGACAUUUUGGUUCCAAAUGAUCAACCAAUCUCUGGAAGUGAGGACCAUAAUAUGACUGAAAAUCAAUAUAGUCAGGAAAACAUUAUCUCUAAACAUUCCCAUUCGAGAGAGCAGAAUUCUGAUGGUGCUACAAGCAUGACAGAUGAAACUAAUAGGUCUGAAAAUUUUGGACAUGAGUCUCAAGAUGGUUGUGAGAGGUCUAAUUUAGGUAUCACGAGCUUGCCAGAUUAUGAGAAUGCCACACAUACAGAGCACCAAUGUUCAGAUGGAGUUUCAUCAGGCGUAGAAGGGCAAAUUCCAGUUGAAUUGCAAGAAACUACUGAUAAAGGGGACUCUGUAAGCAUCUCAGAAAGACAGGUACAAGUUGAAAUGCCUGUGACCGACAAUUCUACUGAUUGUCAGCUAGAGAAUGCAAAUCAACUGAACCCGCCUUCAUCUAUGGAUCAAACAUCCGACAAAGUUUCAAUAGAUGUGCCAGUUGUUGAUGGUGUUUUAUCAUCAAAGCCUUGUCAAGCUGUUGGUUUAACCGGUUGUCAAGAUAAAAUUUCCCUUUCAAAUCCACCUUUGGAGCAACAAAUACCUGAUGGAGAUGUUCCUGUUAUGGAGCCAGAAAAUAGUCAUGCAGUUGCUGAGUGUCAUAUGGAGCCUUCAAUAAAUGCUAUGCUGGUAGAUAAUAGUACCACAGAUGACCAGGAGGGAGGAGUACAGGGAAAUGUGACCAGUGCUCCAGUACCUAGACCAGUUAAUGUCAUGGAGCCUCUAGGACAAGGGAAAGAAUUGCCAUCUGUGAAGUCUGCUGCUGACAAGAAUUCAGAUGGGGCUAUGCAAAAUUCUUCGGAACAAGUUCAAGUGGCAUCUAGUUCAGCCGAUGUUGUACCAGCCAAUCAAAUCACAGUGCCUUCAAAGCAGGUGCAUCAAUUAGCUGCUGCAGAGCCAUCUUCCAACUUGGCUCUGUCGGGUUUUUCUACUGUUCAUUUAGCAACUGAAGAUGAACAUCAGCUGAACAGCGUACAUAGUCUCCCCACUCAUCAUUCUGAGCCAACUUCUGUGGUUCCAAACAAAGAUGCUGGGCAGUCACACUCAAACUCGGCACUUGGUUUACAUUCAAAUCAAGUUGCUGUGCACCCUAUCUCAAAUUCUGAUCUUGAUUUGCUUACAGCCAGUAGAGUAAGAGCACAGUGUGGCUACAGAAGAAAUUUGUCAAAUCCUUUGGAGAUGAAUAAUCAUCCAAUUCAAUCUACACCCCCUUCAUCUUCCAGAAGGCUUCAACAUUUGUCCUAUGAUCCGCUGAACAUUGAAUUUGAAAGAAUACAAAAAGUAAUAGAGCAAUCUUCGAAAAACCAUGAAGACACGAAAUUGCGGUUGAAAUCUGAUUUUGAAAAGGAAUUGGCAGAGCUCCGAAGAAAGUAUGAUGUUAAAUUUCAGGAGAUUGAAGUUGAAUUUCAGCAAACAAAGAAGACACUGGAUACAAAUCUUAACACGGUUUAUGUGAAUAAGAUCUUGGCGAACGCUUUUAAGUCUAAAUGUUUGGAUCUUAAAGUAUCUGGUGCAUCAGGAGUGCAGCAUGAUUCACUUCCACAGCAUUUGCAUCAACUUUCGAGACAACAAGCUGCUACUCGUCCAUUCUUGGUUUCUGGUUCUUCUUCCGGUGAGUCUCCUGUGACCAGUCUGCCAAGUCCCUCCAUUGCUCCUAACUCACAGCACAUGCUACCACCUGGUUACAAUAUGUCGGGAACUUUCUCCAGUGCCUCUGCAAGACCACCCCUCAUAAACACUACUAGGUCUUCAAUUGCCCGAGAUAUUCAAGGUGGUGAGAUACGUGCCCCUGCUCCACAUCUCCAUUCUUCUAGACCUUCAAUAUCUGCUCCACCCUCCAGUUUCAAUCCCCUUCAACGUGGGAUUCCAAGUCAGACAGCAGCUAGUAAUCUUCGAGCAACUUCUCCCUCAUAUGCUCAUGUCUCGCCUUGGCAAAGACCGCCAAGCUAUCAGUCUAAUCCACAAAUGGGACGCCGGCCUGACAGUGCAGGCAGGUCAGCCUUACUUGGGAAUUUUAGCAGUCAAUCUACUAAAACGCCCCCAAAUAUUAUUUCACGUUUGUCAGAUGUGGCUCCGGCUAACUUAUCCAGAUCUGGGCCCAAUAGCAGUAGUGUGGUGGCCAACUCGUCACAUCAAGCUGCAUCUCAGAAUUUAGUAUGUUUAUCAGAUGACGAGUGACCAGGGCAAUGUCUUGAAUUUUUAUUUUUACUGGGCUAACUGUUUGCAUUUAAUUAUUGAUAGUAAAAUGUAUAUAGGUAAUCAAGGCAGCUUCAUCUUUAAGCUCAUUGAUAUUCCGAUAUUUAUCUAUCAAAUUAUUAAUUAAUUAAUGAAUGACAGAAGGAAGCACUGUGAAUCGUUAACUGGCUCUGCAGUGAUCUAUACCGUUAUCGUA
Messenger RNA from Medicago truncatula (barrel medic), 6685 nucleotides. RefSeq names its product helicase protein MOM1. The record is from RefSeq and is a predicted model, not a curated record. Gene Ontology annotation, biological process: heterochromatin formation. The coding region runs from base 181 to 6471 and encodes 2096 amino acids. The transcript is spliced from 14 exons. Lineage: Eukaryota; Viridiplantae; Streptophyta; Magnoliopsida; Fabales; Fabaceae.